Messenger RNA from Pogoniulus pusillus (Red-fronted tinkerbird), 511 nucleotides. Its product is annotated as serum amyloid A protein-like. The record is from RefSeq and is a predicted model, not a curated record. Gene Ontology annotation, cellular component: extracellular region. Bases 59 to 436 code for a protein of 125 amino acids. The transcript is spliced from 4 exons. Lineage: Eukaryota; Metazoa; Chordata; Aves; Piciformes; Lybiidae.
CGAUUUGCUCUGGCUUAGCCUUUCUGCAGUGCUCCGUGUCAGGCUUGAGCUGGGAACCAUGAGGCUCUGCAUCUGCCUUGUGUUGCUGUCCUUUGUUAUGUGUGCAACUGCUGACAUCCGUAACGGGGGACGAUUUGCCUGGGAUGCCGUGGGAGGGGCGUGGGAUAUGUACAGAGCAUACAGGGACAUGCGCGAGGCCAACUUCAAAAACUCUGACAAAUACUUCCAUGCCCGAGGGAAUUAUGAUGCUGCCCGAAGGGGACCUGGCGGUGCUUGGGCAGCCAGAGUCAUCAGUGAUGCCCGGGAGCGCUGGCAAGGCAGCGUCAGCGGCAGAGGCGCGGAGGACACCCGAGCCGACCAGGAGGCCAACGCGUGGGGCAGAAACGGCGGAGACCCCAACCGCUACCGACCCAAGGGCCUGCCCAGCAAAUACUAGCACUGCCCUUCAGGGGGCAGCACUGCUCCCCCCUUACACCCGCUCUAUGCAGCCCAAUAAAGGAGUUCUCCACGA